Aspergillus alliaceus is the source of this 1164-nucleotide messenger RNA. RefSeq names its product P-loop containing nucleoside triphosphate hydrolase protein. Gene Ontology annotation, biological process: transmembrane transport. The transcript is spliced from 2 exons. The coding region runs from base 1 to 1164 and encodes 387 amino acids. Gene Ontology annotation, cellular component: membrane. Gene Ontology annotation, molecular function: ATP binding; ABC-type transporter activity. NCBI's taxonomy places the organism in Eukaryota, Fungi, Ascomycota, Eurotiomycetes, Eurotiales, Aspergillaceae. The record is from RefSeq and is a predicted model, not a curated record.
AUGGUUAAGGCGACAGAAUGCGGGAUUGUAUAUUGCUCCCAAGAGCCAUGGCUAUCCAACCUCUCUAUCCAUAACAUUAUUUGUGGUCCUUCAGAUUUUGACGGAACUUGGUAUGCAGAGGUGAUUAAUGCAUGCUGCCUUAAGACAGAUAUCACCAGUCUCCCGCAGCAGGACAUGACUGUUAUUGGAAGUAAAAGUAUGUGUCUAAGUGGAGGCCAAAGACCAUAUAUCAGCCUUGCAAGAGCUGUCUAUUCCCGGAAACAGCUUCUUCUGUUGGAUGACAUCACCAGUGGGCUUAAUGCGACGACAGAGGGCCAGGUUGUCCAAAGGCUAUUAGGACAGAAUGGUAUCUGCCGGAAGCAUGGCUUAGCUGUAGUUCUUGCAAUGCACAAGGUGCAUUUCAAACAAAUGGUGGACACUAUCAUCGAGAUUAAUACUGAUAACUCAAUGGUGAACAUUCAACGUUCAUAUCAUAUUCCUGGAAGCCUGGAGAUAUGUGGCGAUAAUGCCUUGGUACAGCAAGAUCUUUAUCGUGGCAAUUCGGAACCCGAUAUUUUGGAAGAAGAGAAUAUGAGGGCAUGUGAAGCACGCUCCGAGACAUCUCGUAGGAUAGGCGAUUUCAGUCUAUAUCUUCUCUAUGCAAAGGAGAUGGGCCUGGCGUCCGUGAUAUUGGUCAUAUCCACAUCGAUUGGCUUUUGUUUCUUCAGCAGGUUCCCCAGUAUCUGGCUUGAGUGGUGGUCCGAGGCAGAAACUCGGGGCCCAGGGAAGCACAAUGCCCAUUAUAUGGGUGGCUAUGCAGGCUUUGGAGUCUCUGCUGUAGUAUGUUUCUUUCUUGUAUACUGGAGCUUCCUGGUUGAAUCCGUGCCUCGCACUUCUGUUCGCUUGCACAGAAGGCUGCUGAAGGCUGUUACCGCAGCUCCUCUCUCCUCUCUCGUUUUGAUUGAUACCGGAGUCAUAAUAAAUCGCUUCAGCCAGGAUAUGUCUUUAAUUGAUAUGAGACUCCCAGGUUCAAUGAUACAGACUCUGGACGGUCUUCUGGAUGCAAUUGCUGAAGGUGUGCUAAUCGCGCGAUCAUCCCCAUGGACGGCAUUGAUGUUCCUCCCCCUCCUGGUCAUUCUCUAUACUUUACAGAAGUUCUACUUGUGUAUAUCGCGACAGCUUUGA